Molecule: messenger RNA, 2196 nt
Organism: Apaloderma vittatum (bar-tailed trogon)
Lineage: Eukaryota; Metazoa; Chordata; Aves; Trogoniformes; Trogonidae
Gene: ZBTB24
Product: zinc finger and BTB domain containing 24
Exons: 6
Coding region: 1-2196 (731 amino acids)
Molecular function (GO): protein binding
Source: RefSeq, a predicted model, not a curated record
AUGGCAGAAACGACUCCUGAUGCUUCUGAGAAACUGGUCGUCAUCCAUUCCAAAGCUCAUAAAGAUACCAUUCUAGCUAAUUUUGAAGAACAAAGGAAAAAGGAUUUUCUUUGUGACAUUACACUAAUAGUGGAGAAUGUGCAGUUCAGAGCCCACAAAGCUUUGCUUGCUGCCAGCAGCGAAUAUUUCUCAAUGAUGUUUGUAGAUGAGGGUGAAGUAGGACAGUCAAUUUACAUGCUGGAAGGAAUGGUUGCAGACACCUUUGGAGCGCUGCUAGAAUUUAUCUACACUGGUUGCCUCCGUGCCAGUGAGAAAAGCACAGAGCAAAUUCUGGCUACUGCACAGCUGCUCAAAGUGACUGAUUUGGUAUGGGCCUGUACAGACUAUCAGGCCGGCUGUAGCCCAGGUAACAUGUUACCAGCUCCGGCUAACAGUGGAGCCUCUGUAACCGUUGCGGCAGGCGACAAGAAAAAUGAAGAUCCACCGAAGCGAAAACGAGGGCGACCAAGGAAAGUCAAGAAUGUCCAAGAAGAAAAGUCAGGAGCAAGUUACGCCGAAGACGUGCAGCUGAGAGAGAACAACUCCAUGCAAAAUCAGCAAAAUUCUGUGAAAAAAGACACGGCAACAGAAGAAGCAGUUGCCGGUGAUCAGGCUACAGAGGGGAAGGAUGCAGAAGAUGAACCUGCUUGUGGCUCAGAAGCAGCUGUCGAUCUGUCUGCUGAGAAAGAUGAGAAUUAUGAUCCCAAAUCUGAAGAAAUACAGAGCACUCAGAGCCAUUACAGCAAACGUAAGAUAAGGAGAUCAAUCAAACUAAAAGAUUAUAAACUUCUCGGUGAUGAGGAUGAAAAAGGGCUGGCGAAGAGAACUGAUGGAAAAAGAAAACGUGCGGGUUCUGAAGCUCGCUGUAAAGACUGUGGCAAAGUAUUUAAAUAUAAUCACUUCUUAGCGAUUCAUCAGCGAAGUCAUACAGGGGAGCGCCCUUUUAAGUGCAGUGAGUGUGGCAAAGGCUUUUCCCAGAAGCACUCUCUUCAAGUCCAUGAGCGGAUGCACACUGGAGAGCGGCCCUACAUGUGCACCGUCUGCAGCAAGGCUCUGACAACAAAGCAUUCUCUUCUGGAGCAUAUGAGCCUACAUACAGGGCAGAAGGCUUUUACAUGUGAUCAGUGUGGGAAAUACUUCAGUCAAAAGAGACAGCUCAAGAGCCACUAUCGAGUACACACAGGCCAUUCACUGCCGGAAUGUAACCAGUGUCGUCGCAAAUUCAUGGAUGCUGCUCAGUUAAAGAAACAUCUAAGAACACAUACAGGUGAGAAACCCUUCACAUGUGAAAUUUGUGGCAAAUCUUUUACAGCUAAAAGUUCUCUUCAGACUCACAUUAGAAUUCACAGAGGAGAAAAGCCAUAUACGUGUGGUACAUGUGGAAAAUCCUUCUCUGAUUCCAGUGCUAAGAGAAGACAUUGCAUCUUGCACACAGGCAAAAAACCUUUCUCCUGCCCAGAAUGUAGUUUGCAGUUUGCUCGUCUGGACAACCUGAAGUGUCAUUUGAAAAUUCAUAGCAAGGAAAAGCAGUUUCAGGAAGCCAGUGCUGCACCGAGCACCAACACUAAUUCCGAAGAAGUACGAAACAUUCUUCAGCUGCAGCAGUAUCAACUUGCCGCCUCUGGAGGGCAGGAAAUUCAGCUCCUGGUUACAGAUGCAGUACAUAAUAUAAACUUCGUGCCAAGUCAUAACCAAGGCAUUAGUAUUGUUACUGCAGAAAAUGCCCCAAAUAUGACAGCAGAGCAGGCUGCAAACCUCACGCUGCUUGCUCAGCCACCACAGCAAUUGCAAAACUUGCUGCUGUCAGCUCAGCAGGAGCAAGCGCAACAAAUCCAAAGUAUCGAUACGAUUGCAAACCAAAUGGAGGCUGCCCAGCCUGAACAAAUGCAUGUCAUCCCUCUUUCCAAGGAAGCGCUAGAACAUCUCCAUGCUCAUCGAGGACAAGAUGAAGAAAUCCACUUACCAGGAUCUUCACAGCCCGCUCAGCCUGUGCAGUUGCCUCAGGAAUCGAGUCAACAGUCUCAUUCGAGCCAAGAUGCGGUUCCUACUCAUCAAAUCAGUGAGGAGCAGAAUCAAAGCGUACAUGUUUCUGAAUCCAACCAGCAAUCUCUGUCAGCAAACAAGUCAUCACAUCCUGUUCAAGGACAGGCUUUCUGA